Strigops habroptila (Kakapo) is the source of this 4151-nucleotide messenger RNA. It is a transcript of the gene CEBPG, whose product is annotated as CCAAT enhancer binding protein gamma. The transcript has 2 exons. Lineage: Eukaryota; Metazoa; Chordata; Aves; Psittaciformes; Psittacidae. Gene Ontology annotation, molecular function: RNA polymerase II cis-regulatory region sequence-specific DNA binding; DNA-binding transcription factor activity, RNA polymerase II-specific. Gene Ontology annotation, biological process: regulation of transcription by RNA polymerase II; DNA-templated transcription. The record is from RefSeq and is a predicted model, not a curated record. Bases 1527 to 1979 code for a protein of 150 amino acids.
UGAAGUUAGCAAGCACUGUAAUCUGUUGAAAUGGAGAGGACAGGAGAGCAUACUGUCACUUUGAGAAUCACAUGCUAAAAAUCAGUGGAAAAAUUCAGCUGUCAAUAGGCAGUCUAACAGAGCUAUCUAUAUACUCUUUGAGGGCUACAGAAAUCCUGUAUUUAAAGCUGAGAUAAAGCCAGUAUAUGGUUCAAGAAGAACAUACACUUGCAUUUUGACUAACAAUGUCUGUGCAAUCACACAUGCACAGGUACUACAACUGGCCCUGCCAGUCUGGUGUUUGUGCAGUGACAUCUUGUUAGCUAUAUAUUCAGUUUAACUGCUGAACCAAAUUUUUUAUUUAGUCAGAAUCUAAGACUUAAUGUAGUUUGCAAAAGCUGCUUUAAGAGUUGAAAUCAGGAGAAUACUAAACACAAAGGUUAGACAGGUAUAUAUAUAUAUAUUUAGCUAUGCAGACGUCAGAAAGAGUUGAUGGUCUCUUUCUGCUCUGAAACCCAAAAAUGAAAAGAUUUCUUGAUAGGAGGGGUGUGGGUGUACUCAUACAUCACUUGUUUUAAGCAAGAAGACUUCUCAGUGAGAGAAUGUUAGUUUUGUAUAACAUUCAAGCCAAACUUGUUAGGCUUUUCUGUGAACUUUACUGAACUGCACUGCAGCUGCCUCUUCUUCUGGCUCCCUCAGUACAAAAGAAAAUUUGCAAUUUAUCUAGACAGAAUUUUAACCUUUUUAAUGAUACCCUAGCAGAAGGUAAAACAGCAACUUGGACUGCUGAGGGAAACAAACAAACAAGACCAGUAAACAGCUGAUGAACUUGAACCCGUGAGUUUAGAAAGACCAGUGACACAUAGCAGCUUGUUUACAAACUACCUCACCAUUUCCAUUCAUCACCUAGACACAAGUGCAGCUGUCUCUCUCUUGUGCUGUUACUGAUGCAAGCCAUAAUCCCUGGAUUGGAUGCUGCUGAUACAUUGCUCACAACUAACCUCAACUGCUUGCUGUCCCAGCAGGUCCUCUUGAGGUUGGGCAAGGAGGAUGUCGAAUACUAGAAACACAUGUGAUACUACAUGUAUGUGUGUGAAAGAGGCUGCACCAUUGCAGUGGAAUCUGAUCUUGGAGUAGGAUUGUUUUAUACCAGUUACUUUCCUUUAACGUGAUGAGAAAUCAACACUUGUUUGACUGAUCACUGGAUCCAUAUGUAGAUGUUUCAGGAACUCAGAAGAACCCUGUUGCCCUUCCCCUUUUCUCUCCCAGACUUCUCUCCCAGACAUUUAGGAGGUCAUCCUGUGAGAUGGGAAGAGAAGGGGAGCAGCUGUUUGCCUUGCCAGGGCCAUGUCUUGGCAGCAGCUGUGGUGGAGUCCUCCUUGUGCCACCAGUAGGGUCAGGAGCAGGCUGACCUCGGCAGCGGGAGAAUGUGAGUCAGGUUCACCUUGCCCUUAAUCCAUGUGAAGACCUGUUGGAAACACCUUCUAGAAACAUAGUCAUUUUCAGUCUCCUAAUAAUUCUGUUGUGUCCAAGAAGAGCCUGUCCAAAUGAGCAAGACAUCCCAACAGAACACCACUACAGAUGCGAAUGGAGUAAGUGUGAUUCACACCCAAGCACACACCAGUGGUUUGCAGCAGGUUCCCCAGCUGGUGCCUGUUAGUCCUGGUGGUGGAGGCAAAGCUGUGCCUCCGAGCAAACAGGGAAAGAAAAAUUCCUUUGUGGAUAGAAACAGUGAUGAGUAUCGUCAGCGCAGAGAGCGAAACAACAUGGCAGUGAAAAAGAGCCGGUUAAAAAGCAAGCAGAAAGCACAAGACACGCUGCAAAGGGUCAACCAGCUCAAAGAAGAAAAUGAACGUUUAGAGGCAAAAAUUAAGCUCCUGACCAAGGAGCUGAGCGUACUGAAAGACUUGUUCCUUGAGCACGCACACAACCUUGCAGACAACGUGCAACCUGUUGGCACUGAAAGCACCACAACAAAUCCAGAAAACAAUGGACAGUAGACAUUGUUGCAACGUUACGAAAUGAACUCUCGAGGUGCAGCUUGUCUGCAACGUCCAUGCAGUAACCGAGCAAAAACUCCGUUCUUUUAACCAUCAGGAGAUUUUCUUCUUUUUAGGUUUAACACUGAAGAUUUGAUACAAUUAAACCAGAAACUGCUUAGGGUAUUCAUUUGAAGUAUUUUUCUCCUCUAAAAGAUGUAUCUGAUAAAUGCAGAUCUAAAUUCAGUCAACAAGGAGCUUAUUAUUAGGGAAAUAGCAUUUUCACAGAAAUAUUCACUUACCUUCUUAUAGUUUGCAUAAUGGGAGGAAUCCAGCAGGGUGGUUCAUUGUAGUAUCAGGAACUCAUAAUUGGACAAAAUGUCUUUUAAAUACCCUUAACUGUAUUUAGGACCUUUGUUUUCCCCAUAACAUAUUACUGAACUGCAAAGGCCGUGGAGAGUGUUUGGUUUCCUAUGUAUGUGGUGGAGAACUUUAAAUCUGUAAAGCAAGUCCUAUAAAGCACCACUUGGGUCUUUCCUGUCCUCUUAUAGUUAAUGGAAAGGGUGUGUAGUAAUAGUGAGCUGGGACGCUGAUGUUUUCUAGAAAAAUAGCAAUAUAUUAUGAUGAUAUAUACAGGCAGUUGGCUUCCAGAUGGCAAGUGGGUCUGAAGCAUCAUGUAUAAGAGAUAAAGCAGCAGAGUAACAAAGCCUAAUUCUAAGCCUGCGUUCACAUUGCUCACACACUGACUGGGGCCUUAUGAGAACAACAUUUUGGUUUUCAGAAGAUGUCAAAAUGCUACCAGAAGACUGUGCUCUGCAAAAUUGCAUUCUUGCUGGGGUGCAGGUAUGGGAAGAACAAAAUGUGUGGCUUAGCUAAGCAAUGAAAGGGGUAAGACAGCAUCUGUUCAGCCAGAAUGUGUGGAUCACUGCUUAUUGACAUUCAUCUCCACUUUCAUAGCUGCUCAGAUUUAAAACCAAGAUCUUACAUUUGCAGUGGUUUUAAAAAUAAACGGCCCUAGUUUGAAGAACUGAUUCAGUGGCAUUCCUAUAGCCAUCAUACAGUUGUGUGAAGGAGUAUCUUCGGUCUUGUUUUAUUUUCAUAAAAGUUUUUCUAUAGCAACUUUUUUAAUGCUAGUGCUGAGUCUUUGCCAUGAUCCAUAAUGCAGUGGUAUGGUCUAUAUUGAGGAUUUAAAGAAUACAAGUAAAGCAGGAACUUUGAUGUUACGUUAAUUUAUUUUCAUUUUAAAGUAUUUCAUUGAUGGUAUGGUUGUGUUACAUUUAACCUGUGUGUCUGGCUAGUGGAUUAUUACCCUGUCUUAGUUUCCCUCCUGCACUACCUUUUUCUAGAGAUUAUUUUGCAGGAUGCUUGUUUCCCUUGUAUCUGUACUUAGGAAGAUAACUUGGAUAUUAUCUCCAUGAAGAUGCUGUUAGAAAAUGAAACCUUGAAUUUUUAUUUUUUUUUGAAUUUAAUCUUUUAAUACAUGUGGAAAACUUUUAUGGAUUGUUUUGGUAGUCUUUUUACAAAAAUAUGUUGGGUUUUUUUUUUUUCUGUUUUUAGCUGCAGCUUAACUAGGUAGGGUUGAAAUAUCAGAAGCUAAUAAAAACCUUUCACUUCUAGUGCUGGCCUCAUUUUUCCUGUCCCUUUUGUAUGUUCCUCAAAUGGAGAGGUGCCUACCUCAAGCAGCUGUCAUUGAGAAAUCAGUGCAACAGUCUCCAUUUCUGUCUUCCACACAGGUUUUUACUCAAUGGAAAGAAUCAAAACCUUACUGCACUUUUGGCUGAAUUCCUGAUUUAAAAAUGACACCACCACACCAAAAAACAAAACAAAAAAAAAAUUUUAAGACUGAAAAUGUACUGCAGUUAAAAGGGGAGGAACAGAACACCAAAAACUACAAGGAAAAAGAUGACCUGAAAGCACCUUAUUUGUUAACUGUCCACCUACUCUGAUGCAAACGGCAGGAGCUUGUCAGUUGUGGGCUCUGUGAAUUGCGACUACGUGGCCUUGUUGACUGGUUGGUGUUGGAUCUUCCCCUAAUAACCACAACAGGGGCUCCAAAUGAUUUCUUAAAUAUCUUUGAGUGUGAGUAAUAAUCUUUCUGAUGCUCUGGAGGCUGCCUUCUCCACCUGUUACUCUUGACAGCUCCGAUUCCACUUCCUUCUUGUCUAAAUAAAACCACCGAGUUAUGAAAAAUCA